AGAUUAUCUUUACCUUUUCCCUUUUUUAUAUGUGAGAAAAUCUAGCUGGGUCUAUUUCAAAUCUUCAAUUCUGAGACCUGAGGAGCUGUUUAUGAACUGGACUGCAAUGCUUUUCAUUCGGUAAAUUUGCUGCCAAUAUCCAUAUAUCACAGAAGCUUUGAACAUUUGGGCCUUCGAUUGGAGCUAAGAGGAGCAUGGAAGGUAGCGAUGAAGGAACCAUCAUGGUAGGAACCACUGGAACAAUCAGCUCAUUGAUGACAAAAGAAUUGGAUCAAAUUCAGAACUCUUCCCCUCCACACCCGCAGGUAUCUUCGACAAGUAAACCUCGAAUUUCAGUUACCCGUGGUAGCACUACUCCUAAACAACUACAACCGAGAAAAUCAUUUGGUGAAGCAAGUAGUAGCAGAAGCAGCAGUAGUGACAUCGUAAACCAUAGAAGCACUGGGAUUGGCUCCAAAAUAAAACUUAAUGGAAAACAUACCCAUCAAAUACCCAUGCUUGGUUCCAAUAACUUUCCAUCGGACACUUGUCCAGUUAGGAAAAAAAAUGACAAAAAGAAAAAAUCUAACAUUGUCGAAGUUGUAGACAUCAAAUGUGGUUAUGUAGAUAAAGCUUGGGCUACCCCUAUAACAAAUUCUCUCAAGAAGUUGGGUUUCUCCAAGCUCUCUGAGAGCAUUACCUAAAGCUGGAAUUUUAUGUCAGACUUGUGGUUCUUGUAGCUGAAAGCAUCCCAUUCGGCUUACUGUUGUUGGAUACAUCCAUCAUAUGGCACAUACUUGGUAGGAUCUUGCUACUUCCUCACAUUUUUUUUGUAGUUUCUAUUCUGAAUAAGAAUCUGAAAUUUGUACUAACCAAGUAACCCACUUAGAAAGUUUGAGCUGUCAUUAUGCCAAUUGUCUUGGGAAUUUAAUUCAAGCUGGCUAAAGUACUAAAUUUCUUGGAUUAGAAGGGA
This is a messenger RNA of Abrus precatorius (Indian licorice), 952 nucleotides long. RefSeq lists its product as uncharacterized. The transcript has 2 exons. The record is from RefSeq and is a predicted model, not a curated record. Lineage: Eukaryota; Viridiplantae; Streptophyta; Magnoliopsida; Fabales; Fabaceae. The coding region runs from base 195 to 683 and encodes 162 amino acids.